AUGAAAGCAGUCAUUUCGUUAUAUAACGCCUUGGUUAGGAGUCAGCUUGAGCACAAAGCAAUAGUAUGGGCACCUUAUGAAAAGAAAUAUACUCUCAUGUUAGAACGAGUCCAAAAUAAAUUUGCUAGGGUACCAGACCGGUAUAUAUGGCGCAGGAGGCAGGUGCCACUUCUGAUGGUUCCAUCCGCACGCACAAACUUGUUAAAGGAGGCACCGUUCACACGCGCUAUAUCUAUCAUUAAUAUGAUAGCUAAUGAAAUUGACAUAUUUGAUUGUGCUCUGAAUUGCAAAUGUACAGCAACUCAGUGCUGUGAUAAUUGCAAGUGUGACUCUUCAUGCAACUGUGACGCGAAGAAAACAACUUGCAGCGGCGGAGACAGCUGUUCAGCAACUAAAAAGUAGGAACACAGUAGCUGUGUUUCAACAAUUAUAGCACUAUGCCUGCUUAGUCUCUGAUGUAGAUUCAUCUUCAUGCACUUUUCCCACGAAAUAAAAUCGACUAUUUCCACGAAUAAUUCAGUAAAGUUAUAUAACGCUUA
This is a messenger RNA of Diatraea saccharalis (sugarcane borer), 539 nucleotides long. The record is from the annotation of a GenBank genome assembly. Lineage: Eukaryota; Metazoa; Arthropoda; Insecta; Lepidoptera; Crambidae.